UUUCCUGUGAAAGAAAAAAAAACCCUUGUGUGUCUUAUUAAACACACAGUUCAUGUGAUACUGAAUGGAGCCUUAAUGUACAUGUAUACUUUUCGCAUUACUUCACGCACUGGAUGCUUCUUUUCUGAACAAGAUUCAAACAUCUGGAUUUUAUAUAGCCCGACUGCUGUUGGUAAAGUUUUCAUUUUCUCGCGAUGUCCCGUGUCUCGGACCCGUUACCGAAAGCACGCCAGGAAAAAAUGAAAGACAUUAAUGUAAAGAACAAAGAGAAAGAGCGGAAGGCGCGGGAGAAAGAGACGAAGGAGCGCGAGUCGCGUUACAGCAACGGUCACCUGUUUACUUCCCUCAGCGUUUCUGCCACCACGCUCUGCUCGGCAUGCAACAAGAGCAUCACUGCAAAAGAAGCUCUCAGCUGCCCCACUUGUAAUGUGACCAUUCACAACCGCUGUCGUGACACACUGGCUAACUGCGCCAAAAUGAAACAGAAGCAACAAAGGCUGGCUCUGGUCAGGAACGCCGCAACUUUACAUAAUGUGGCCCUCCGCAGCAAAAAUCCAAUAUUGAAGGAGAGGCCGAGUUCAGCCAUUUACCCAUCAGAGACACUGAGACAGUCUUUCCUCGGUUCCCGCAAAGGACGCUCCACAUUGUCGCUCAACAAGAGUGUCUCCACAAAUAACAUUGCAGGAAGCCUGAAUGAUGAUUCUCCAGUCGGACUGAGGCGGAUUCUGUCUCACUCCACAGACUCUCUGAACUUCAGGAACAGAGCCAUGUCCAUGGAAUCCCUUAACGAUGAAGGAGAAAUGUAUUAUACAUCAAUGCUGGAGGAGCUGGAGAAGGACGGGAAGGAUUUCGAAGCAGAUUCCUGGAGUUUGGCUGUGGACUCUUCUUAUCUGCAGUCACAACGCAAAGACGUCAUCAAGAGACAAGACGUCAUAUAUGAGCUGAUUCAGACGGAGCUGAACCACGUGCGAACACUGCGGAUCAUGGAGGGGGUGUUUCGCAGAGGGAUGCUGGAAGAGGUGAUGAUGGAGAUGGGUGUAGUUCACGCCAUCUUUCCCUGCUUAGAUCAGCUGCUGUCAAUUCACUCCAAUUUCCUGAGCCAACUACUGCAGAGAAGAAACAGCAGCCUGGCACCCAGCAGCAGCCGUAACUUCACCAUUCAAAAGCUGGGAGACAUACUGGUGGAACAGUUCUCAGGUCAGAAUGCAGAAGAGAUGAGGAAAUGCUAUGUUGAAUUCUGCAGUCGACACCUGAAAGCUGUGAAACUUUAUAAAGAGCUGCUGGCCCGUGAUAAGAGGUUCCAGCAGUUCAUACGGCGGGUAAGCAGAGGUUCUUUACUGCGUCGCCAUGGUGUCCAAGAGUGCAUCUUACUCGUCACUCAACGCAUCACUAAAUACCCUGUACUCAUGAAGCGCAUACUAGACAACACUAAAGGUAAUGAAGAAGAGAGUAAAUCUAUGGCUGACUCUCUGACGUCGAUCCGGGAGCUGCUGUGUUCUGUGGACCAGCAGGUUCAAGAGUUAGAGCGGGCGCAGCGUUUGCAGGAGAUUCAAUCUCGUCUGGACCCGCGAGCUGAGACGAAAGUUAAGGGUGGAGGAGUGUUCGGUGGAGGAGAGCUGCUGCGCCGUAGACUCAUUCACGAAGGAGCUCUGCUCUGGAAGACCGCUCAAGGCUCCAGACUCAAAGAUGUGCACGUUUUAUUGAUGACUGACAUCCUGGUGUUCAUGCAGGAAAAAGACCAGAAGUAUAUCUUUCCCUGUCUGGACAAACCGGCAGUACUGUGCCUUCAGAAUUUGAUUGUGAGAGAUAUAGCCAAUCAGGAGCGAGGAAUGUUCCUCAUCAGUCACUCCACACCUCCAGAGAUGUACGAGCUCCACGCCGCCUCCAAAGACGACAGAAACACUUGGAUGAAAAUCAUUCAGCAGACAGUGAGCAACUGUCCAUCGAGAGAGGAUUUCCCUCUGAUCGAAACCGAGGACAAAGCUUUGCUACGACGGCUCAGAGGUUUCUAUCAAAAAUCUGUCGCCUUAGCUUUGCUCAGUUUUUUUUUUUUUACAUUUUUGUUUGGUUUCUUGCUCUCUCUCUCUCUAGCUGAUAUCCAGCAGAAGGAUCGUGAAGUUUUGGAGCUGUUACAGGAGCGCGUGACGUUGUUUUCUGAUUUGGCCGAGGCCACCGGAGGUCAGAAUGUUAACGUUCCCUCAAACUCUAGAAAUAUAUUCAGAGCAGAUACGCCCUACGCUCCCCAGGCGGAAAAGCUACUGAAUGACGCCAUUGUUGAGGUGGACAGGCUAAGUGAAGUGCUGUUGGGUUCCUGCAUUGAGCGUCCACAGUCCGGCAGAUUGAACGGUGAAUCGACAGAGGUACAAUUCACCUCUAAAACAAAAGGAAAAAUAUCAGUUAACGGAACCCAUGAAAUAAACAGACCGCCUAACAAGGACAGGAAUGGGAACCAGCUGCAGGACAAGAUGUUGAACGAGGAGGUUUGCCAAAGACUUGUGAACCUGAGCACUCAGCUUCACGCACUGCAGGCUGCAGUGAUCAAGCAGGACUCAAUCCUGGAGGUGUACAUGCAGAAGGACUUGUGUCCCACUACAGCAGUAGUGCUGGAGGCAGGCGGUCCUGAGGGCGGUCGAGGAGAUCUGGCAGAGCUACAGCGCAAAUACAACCAGCUGCAAGGAGAAGUAAUCCGACUACGAGCUGCCCAGGACAAAACGGGAGAUAGAGCACCAAUUCAGCCCGAAAAACAAAACCAGGAGAUGCGGCUUAAAGACACAGCGGACACACGCGACGCAUUGAUCUCACAGGAAACAGCGGUUCAGGUGGACGGCAUGCAGCAGGACGGCAAGAUGGCGUUAUUUCCUCGAGCUGACAGUCCGAGAGAUCUGCAGGAUAUUCCAGAGGAGAGCGAGUGCGGGAACGAAACUCACAGUUAACGCCGUCUCAACGGGGAAAAGCCCAUCGUGACCUCCUCCAAAACUCCAGAAGCUCACCUCAGCAGUCAGCUUUGACUCGAGGCCUGUUCACGCCACGCCAAAUACGGGGAAAAAAAAACCAGGUGCGGUUCAUUGAAUUAAAACGAACUGCCGUUAACGCAGCCGACAUUUACAUGCUGGCAAUGUGACAGAUAUUUAUUUUUUUGAUGGGGAAUGUAAUUCUCUUUUCUAUCGAACUGCGCAUAAAGCUGGCGGUGCUCAAGAGCAGAUUUUUUUAAGCGAAUAUCAGAGGAAGAAGUCUGAAUCUCUGUAUUGUUCUCAUUUGGUGUUGCUUGACAAACACCACAGCGAGGGCUGUUUGAAAAUAUGUAAAUACGGUUUUUAAUUUCUUUGCUGUUAAAAAACGGGUGUCUCAGACGGCACGACAACUGGAGUAACCAGGGUAAUUCUGCGUUUUCUAUAAGCGCCUACUUCUCUCAGAGAGCUUUUAGCAUUUUUCGUUCGGCCCCUGCCUUUUUUUUACGCAUCGGUUUGAACAGGCAAAAUGCAAAAACUUUACCGAAUUUGCGUUGGUGCGAACAGGCCUUCGCUCUGUACAAUAACGGCAUUGCGUUUUAUAUUAACCGUAGUAUAGAACAAUUAUGUCUUUUAUCGAGAUUUUCAGUGUUUUUGCAAACAUUGUCUAUGUUCCAAAGUUGUUAUUUAAACGGUCAAUGGUGUAUUUUUUUUAAUCAAAGUACUAAAUACCGAGUUGGAACCGAAGGAAAGAUAUUCUGUGCUCGUGCUGACUUCCAGUUUUAAUAUAUCGAUUGUCCAUUUUAGCUGUAUUGUCCAUUGUUAUAUUACGGGAGGGUCGCGUCGUCGGACGCGAUUUUCUUCUGCUGAAUAUAAGUUAUAUUACGGUAAAGAUGAAAUGUAGCACAUCGAAUGCCCUGCUGAUUUGCAGCAGCUUAAAAAAAAGACUUUGAAUGCAGUUAUAACUACAGUUCGCCUCCUAUAAAUGAUAAGAAAUGUAUCGACAUUUGAGGUUUUUUCUUGUUCUUAUGAAAUGUUAUUGAUAAUGGAAUGAAGUGGGAAAGAAAGAUUGUAGAUUCUUUUCUGGCCACUCGAAAUCACACUAAAGCUUUGUUUAAUGUCACACUGUUGAUAUCGCCUAUGUAUAAAUGUUUGAAUGUUCGAGGAAGAACAGCGUCCUUUAAACAUAGCUGUUAAAUCAUUCUUUAUAUAUUGUAUUUUUUAUUGAUUUUUCAUUGUACCGUGUGUUUAAAUAUAUGGCUGUAAUCAUGUAUUUCGUCACCUAUAUAAAUGCAUUGAUAACUGA
This is a messenger RNA of Puntigrus tetrazona (Sumatra barb), 4254 nucleotides long. RefSeq names its product rho/rac guanine nucleotide exchange factor (GEF) 2 (gene arhgef2b). NCBI's taxonomy places the organism in Eukaryota, Metazoa, Chordata, Actinopteri, Cypriniformes, Cyprinidae. Gene Ontology annotation, biological process: cell morphogenesis; positive regulation of neuron differentiation; actin filament organization. Gene Ontology annotation, molecular function: microtubule binding; guanyl-nucleotide exchange factor activity. Gene Ontology annotation, cellular component: ruffle membrane; cytoskeleton. The transcript has 20 exons. The coding region runs from base 195 to 2933 and encodes 912 amino acids. The record is from RefSeq and is a predicted model, not a curated record.